Molecule: messenger RNA, 755 nt
Organism: Homalodisca vitripennis (glassy-winged sharpshooter)
Lineage: Eukaryota; Metazoa; Arthropoda; Insecta; Hemiptera; Cicadellidae
Exons: 3
Coding region: 364-735 (123 amino acids)
Source: RefSeq, a predicted model, not a curated record
UAUAUAUGUUGCAAUGAAAUUAAAGUCAUCUUGUGUACUAGAUUAAAAUUGAUUCCUGCCAUUUAAUGUCAUCUCAAAUGCUGGUAUCAAAUGUGUCAAGAAGUCAAGAGACCUUGGGAGACAUCUUGUGUGGUAUAAACAAAGAAGCACCACCGAACAGUCCUUACUCACAAGAGUUUAAACUGGCUGUGAACAUUCCAAGCAGUGUUUGCAAUCAAUGCAUGUUUGCCAACUUUACUUCAGGACUGCCAACACAGAAUCCCGGAGGAUGACUGGAACAAGAUAUCAGGUGGAAAAAAGUACAGUAUACAAGUAAGUGUGCAUGGUGUCUCUGCACUCCUACUUGUGGAACCUGGCUCCAGAAUGUUGACAAUCAGCUGUAGAGACUUACAACUGUGUUACCAAAUAAAGAAAACAGUACUGAAAAGACUUGAAAACUCUGAGGCUAAAAACAUUUCUGAAAAUCUUGUGCUCGAUAUCCAGGCUUUAUAUCAGUCUUUUGAAAUUGAAAGCUUGCGAGAAAACCCAAAUAUUCAGUCUUUGGAAGUAGUAAGACAGAAACUAAGAAACUACGAUAUCAUCACACCUGCCAAUAUGAGGAAGAGGUGUGAAUAUAAAAUCUGGCAACAAGUCUGCAUGAUUCAAACUCCAUCCAUGUACAUAACUGUAGGUUUCUUAAUAUUGUCUGUGCCCAGGAGCUGUUAUUCCUCUCUAGUAAUUAGCAGACAAUGUUAACUCAGAGUGACAACUUUGAA